Molecule: messenger RNA, 2216 nt
Organism: Ictalurus furcatus (blue catfish)
Lineage: Eukaryota; Metazoa; Chordata; Actinopteri; Siluriformes; Ictaluridae
Gene: arl13a
Product: ADP-ribosylation factor-like 13A
Exons: 11
Coding region: 238-1476 (412 amino acids)
Biological process (GO): receptor localization to non-motile cilium; non-motile cilium assembly
Cellular component (GO): ciliary membrane; non-motile cilium
Molecular function (GO): GTP binding; GTPase activity
Source: RefSeq, a predicted model, not a curated record
AGGUGCAUGAAGAGCACAAGAGGACGGUCUCUCCCUAAAUCCCGAUGGACGAAAGUUAAGGUCAGCUGGGUGAGCACAGAAGGCACCAGUAUAAAGACAUCUUUUUAGGCUUCCUGUUAAGCCUGAUCCAGCGGUUUCACCUUCACCGAUGGAAGAGCACUAACCUUGUUGGAUGUCUAGACUAUCUUCUAUAUAUGGUUUGAAUCAAGAAGAUGGUGUACUCCUCCUCACCUCAAUAUGUUCAGUUUGAUGAGCAACUGCUGCAACUGGAUUUCCAAACUGCAGCAACCCAUGAGGAAAGUUACUGUGCUGGUGGUUGGCCUUGACAAAGUUGGAAAGACACUGUGCGUCAGAGGGAUGUUAAGAGCUCCCCAUGGAGAAGUGAGUCCUACUCAUGGAUGUGUCCGACAUGAGUUAAGGUUGGAAAACUUCCUCGUGAAUUUGCUGGACAUAGGUGGAAGUACUGAGUUUCGCUCAUGCUGGAAAGAAUACUAUGGCGAGGCCCAUGGAGUCAUUUUUGUGGUGGACUCCAGUGAUAGACACAGAAUGAAAGAGGUCAAAGAACUUCUCACAGACAUGCUGAGACAGCCUAGAGUGGCUGGAAAGCCCCUAUUAGUAUUAGCCAAUAAACAAGACAAAAUGAAUGCCUUAUUGGGAAGUGAACUGAUUGAGGUCCUGACCCUGGAGAAGCUAGUCAAUCAGAGCCAGUCUCUGUGCCACAUUGAGCCAUGCUCUGCCUUAAUGGACCUGCGGCGAUGGUCAGACAGGAAGACAUUGCGAGGCCUCAGAUGGUUACUACGGGCUGUGUGCCUGGACUACCCAGAUCUCUGUGCCCGUGUAGUCAGAGAUGGUGGAAGGCCACCAGGACCAGAGGAGAGAGAAAGGAAAGGGAAGGCGGAAAAAAGUCAGAAGAAAAACAAAGUUGAAAGACUUAAAGCCAGUAAACCAGACAUUCACCAAGCACAGUGCCCUCUGGAGGAAGAACAGCAAAGCAGGAGCCAUCUACAACCAAUUAUUCUUAAGGAGAACUCCUUUCAAAAGAAAUUGAAGAAAAAGAAGCUGAAAGUUAAGAUCAAAGCAAUAAGUGUGAAAAAAGGGAGUAAAAAUGAAGAAGUAGAUAAAGAGCAGGAAGAAGAAGAGGCAGAAGGAAAUAAGGCAGACCAGGAUGGUAACAGUCAAAAGGAGAAGGCCAGUCAUGACCUGUUGCCACAAAAAAGUGGGAGGCUGAAGCCCAAAGCAAAAGUGGAGACUGUGGAUUAUCCAGAGUCCCAGGAAUCCAAACCCUCUAAAGGUAAUGGACAAAACAAGAAAAAGAAAAAGGUGGUGAAAGGAAAGCGAAAGAACAGGAUAAACACAGAAGAAAUUCCUGUAAAUUAUAGACAGCCUGCUGAUCUCUCUGCCACUUUCGAUCUUUACAAGAAAGCCAUUUUGGCUCUAAAAGCCCGACAGGAUCAGAGUUUGGUGCCAGAACAGUGAGAGGACUGGAAAUGUGUUGGCAGAUGACACAGAUCACACAGACCUGUGCAGAACAUUUCAUGAAGGGACUGGACCACAAAACCAACAUCUUUAGGCAUCUUCACCAAGACAUGGAUUUCCAGAUAGGCAUAUUCAUCUGGCUCAUCUUUUUUAGUAUAUACAGUAUGAAACCCUGUAUCAUUUGCUUUUAACAGACAGGUGUCUCUACUCUUCAAAAAAUAAUGAAAAAGUAUUUUUUAUAGAACCAGUAAUAUAAUUUGUUGCUGUUAUUGCAUUGUUAUUUUGCUUUUUUUAUCAGUAAAGUUGAAUUGUAAAUUGUAAUAAUUUUGUGAAUUGUAAUUAAAAUGUAUGCUUUCUUCUGCUGUUAACUUGUUAAUGUUUAUUUAUUUUUAUUUAUUUAUUUUUUUAGAAUUUGGUGACAUAAAUUAUCCAACUAAUCCUUUACAUCAUGUUUUGUAACAUUCUUUGACAUAAAUGACUUCUAACCUGCUAAAAAAACAUGCUCUUUUCAUUUUAACACAUUAUUCAUAUUAUUUUUGUCAUAUGUAGAUAUGACAGAAACACAAACAACUAAAUUCUAGCAACCACCUGUUUAAUUUUCAAUCACCAAAAUCAUUGAGCAAUUACAUUUUAGGGUGUAUUGUGGGCUGCUUGUUAUGAUGGUUUAUUUACCUGAUUAAUAUAGUUUAUUUAUUUUUAUGAUUUACAUUUAUAUUUAUUCAUUUAGCAGACACUUUUAU